UCUGGCCUGGGGCCUCGCACGCAGCGGGAAGGAUGCAGCAUCCCCUGGACCUGGGAGCCGGGCAUUAUUUCCCCGCGGAAGCCUUUCCUGACCACCGCUCGCAUCGCUACCGGAGUUUUAUGAUCGAGGAAAUCCUGACGGAUCACCCCGACUCCAAGGUUUCGGCGCCGGCCGGAGAGCUCCUCAAGUUCGGGGUGCAAGCGCUGCUCUCAGCCCGACCCUAUCACAACCACCUAGCGGUGCUGAAGGCUGAGCAGGCGGCGGUGUUCAAAUUCCCCCUGGCCCCCCUGGGUUGCUCCGGCCUGGGUUCGGCCCUGUUGGCUGCAGGUUCGGGGCUGCAGGGCGGCUCGGGAUCCCCUCACCUCCCGCUGGAGCUGCACCUCCGGGGGAAGCUGGAGCCGGGACCCCCGGAGCAGGGCAGCAAAGCCAAGAAAGGGCGCCGGAGCCGCACUGUGUUCACAGAGCUGCAGCUGAUGGGGCUGGAGAAGCGCUUCGAGAAACAGAAAUACCUCUCCACGCCAGACAGAAUAGACCUGGCAGAGUCCCUGGGUCUCAGUCAACUUCAGGUGAAAACGUGGUACCAAAAUAGGCGAAUGAAAUGGAAGAAAAUAGUAUUACAAGGUGGGGGCCUUGAAUCCCCUACCAAACCUAAAGGCCGCCCGAAGAAAAACUCCAUCCCAACCAGCGAGCAACUUACAGAGCAGGAGCGAGCCAAGGAAGCAGAGAAACAAGCGGAAAGCCUAAACUCGCCCUGUGAAGUCAACCAGGAGGAAUAAAAAAGGAAAAAGAAAAAAAAAAUCAAGGAUGCCUCGUUAGCGUGGCAGACAGCACAAAGACUUACAAAGCAGCAUCGAUCAAGUGCCUUCGCUAACGAGACCUGAACAUUUAAAAGACUGGAUUAACUAUGAGAAACACACCAUCCGCAGCAGUUUGGACUGAUCCGUAGACUUGUGUGCCAUGCAUUUGUUAGGCCUCAUGCACUCCCUUCUAUUUUAAAACCUAGUUUCCACAAUGUGGAAUGAGGAGCAGGAUAACUAGACAAGGCCCGUGCAGCGUUCUGUUCCACAAGAAGAUGCAAGGUGGAAGAAGAUGGGUGACAAAUGGUUAGUGGAUUAUUAUUACCAUUUGAUUUCCGUUGUAUUUAAUAUUUGGUUGAUUCCUUUCCCUCUCUUUUUCUUCCCCGCCCCUCCCCCCCAUGUACAUAAGGAAAAACACACCCGUUUGUCUUUCUCUGUAUCGGCUUGGGAGCUCUGAGAUAGAAGAUUGUUGUAUUUUGUAUGACAACCUGAAAGGGUCAGGAGGAGAUUGUUACUGUUAUCUUAAGCCUUACUUGCUGUCUACAAUC
Molecule: messenger RNA, 1345 nt
Organism: Dermochelys coriacea (leatherback sea turtle)
Lineage: Eukaryota; Metazoa; Chordata; Testudines; Dermochelyidae
Gene: BARX1
Product: BARX homeobox 1
Exons: 4
Coding region: 33-776 (247 amino acids)
Biological process (GO): regulation of transcription by RNA polymerase II
Cellular component (GO): nucleus
Molecular function (GO): RNA polymerase II transcription regulatory region sequence-specific DNA binding; DNA-binding transcription factor activity, RNA polymerase II-specific
Source: RefSeq, a predicted model, not a curated record